UCCAGUGCUGCUGGUCUGAGAUAGGAGCGCACACACAGCAGCACCAUCAGGGCCAAAGACACGGCACAAUUCUGGAAAAGAGCAGAAAAGCAAACCACAUCACAAACGUGUCAUGGAGAAUAUGGGAUAAUGAAACAAAUCGUUUACUUAGGCCGGAUGACACAGCUUGAUCACCUCCACUGAGAAACUCGGCUGUUCUCAUCGCUUGUGUUUUGCGCUUUUUUAUCCAUUCUCCUUGAGCGUUGCUGGUACAAAGGCGCUCGGCCUGGAGCAGCAGCACCUGGGAUUACUGCCAUAUGAAUAGGCAGGAGUAAACGGUCCGACAGUGCUCUGUGAGUAAAACUGACAGGAUUAAAACACUUUCUUAUUUUUAUUUUCCCUGGAAGUCAGAUCACCCGUGUUUCCCCCUGAAGACAGUUACUGUCAUUGUGUCGAGGGUGAGAUUUUUUUUUUUAAUUCUUCUUUUGGAAGUGGCCUGUUCUUGAAUAAUGCAUGAGAAAGACCAGCUCUUUUACAGUUUUGUACUCCUUUUUAUGUGUCAUACAUCACUUAUUCCUUUGACUGAACAGCCGGUUUCUCUUGCUCAGAGUGGGAUGUAUUGUUGCGACUGCGCAACCUACGACAAGUGUCAGCGAUUAGACUGUGCGUUUCUGAACGGGUUACCUUAAGGCCUGUGAUCAGCACUGUCACUGCUUUCCAGCUGGACGUGGCCAUUGUUUUCGAUAAGGACGCUGUGGCGAACUGGACUAAGAGGGGGCAUUAUUCACCAAGGGGAAUCAUUUUACCCCUGUGUGUGAGACCAGAGUCGGUCACAUUAAUAAAUUAGGCACAAUAUGGUGGAGCCGGUGGGAUUCAUUGAGGCGUGGAAGGCGCAGUUCCCAGAGUCUGAACCCCCCAAGAUGGAGCUGCGGUCUGUCGGAGGCAUCGAGCAAGAGCUGGAGAAGUGCAAGGCAUCCAUUAGGCGCCUGGAGCAGGAGGUGAACAAGGAGCGCUUUCGCAUGAUUUACCUGCAGACCCUCCUGGCCAAGGAGAGGAAGAGCUAUGACAAGCAGAGAUGGGGCUUCAGGAAGACACCUCUGAACGAGGGGGUGGAUCCUGCAUCCAUUCAGGGUGCAGAGUCCCAGUCCCAGCAGCCACAUAUGCAGGAGACUGGUGGAGUUGGAGUAGGAGGAAGUAGUGGAGGGUAUGGUGGUGGUAGUGGGGGUGUUGUGGAUAGGGGCCGUUUUCAGCCUCAUGGAGAUGGAGCUGCAAGGUCCAAACCCAGGCCUCCACCAGCCCGGAAGUCAGCCUCCCAUGGAGAUGGUCUGGAGUCGGCCUUUGACUCACCCCAGCAGGCUGAGUCAACAUCCUGUGACAACUUGGAUGGCCUGUCCCCAUCCAAGCAGAGAGGAGGCAUCGCUGUCUCUCCCCGCAGGCCCACACUUCCACCUCCAGACAAGGAACUGCCCUCUGACCCAAAAGACAAAGUGGGGAUGGGACUUGGUGUGGCAGCUCUUAGAUCUAACUUUGAAAGAAUCAAACGAGCCAACUCUCACUCUGCAGGUGAUGUAGCUAAGGGUCAGGAAAAGCAGCUUCCACCGCCGCCACCGCCGUUCUACACCAACAUGGAAUUCCACCAUGAGAGGGGUCUGGUCAGAGUCAACGACCGUGACGUCUCUGACAAGAUCAGCUCCCUAGGCAGCCAGGCCAUGCAGAUGGAACGAAAGAGAUCCCUUCACUCCCUCCCAGGUAACCUGGCAACAGUGGCAGGGGAGCUCCGUAACAGGCCAGUGUACAAAGGACGGUCAACUGAGAGCACCUGUGGUUAUGAUGCAGAAUAUGAAGACGGGGAACCCAACCAGCGACUUUCAGGGAGGGCCAACGGGGGCAAACCUCCACCCCCACCUUGGCAACCCUCUGAGUUCCAGGCCUAUUCCAGUGUCUAUGUUGGUGGGGUGAUGAUGGGGGAAGGGGGUGGUGGAGAUGGGAGAGGUGGUGGUGGUGGAGGUGGUAGUGGAGUCACAAUGAGAGACCAUGGGGGAGGUGACGACCACCUCCUGACCUGGCCGCGCCGCUCCUACUCCCCAGGUAGCUUUGAAGAUGUUGGUGGCGGUGGUGGGUACACGCCAGACUGCAGCUCCAACGAGAACCUUACGUCCAGUGAGGAGGACUUCUCCUCAGGCCAGUCCAGCCAUGUCUCACCCAGCCCCACCACGGCCUUCCGGAGGCCUUUCAGAGAAAAGAGCCGCUCCCCAUCCCAGAAUUCCCAGAACUCUCAGCAUUCCUUUGACAGCAGCAGUCCUCCAACGCCGCAGUCCCAGAAGCGUCACCACCGGCAGCAGGGAGGCCACGUGGUCAUGUCUGAGGCCACUAUUGUGAGUGUACGUAAGACUGGUCAAAUCUGGCCACCUGCUGCCCAUCAUGACCUCCUGCCCCAUGGUAGAACAUCUCAUGACAACAGUUUCCAUGGAGACCACCUGGAUGGUCAUUUCACCGGGACCCCUCCCACAUACGGUUACGAUGCAGACCGUGCAGAGGAGCAGCGGAGGCACCAUGAGAUCCUGCCUUACAUCGAUGAUUCACCGUCGUCUUCACCGCACCUCAGCUCCAAGAGUCGCAGCAGUCGGGACACCCUCUCCUCGGGAUCAAUGGAGUCCUCCAAAUCGACUGAAUGUGAUCUGGAAAAAGGUUUGGAGAUGAGGAAGUGGGUCCUGUCUGGGAUUUUGGCCACUGAGGAAACAUACCUCAGUCAUUUGGAGGCACUGCUGCUGCCCAUGAAGCCUCUAAAGGCUGCAGCUACCACAUCGCAGCCUGUGCUCUCCGUGGCCCAGAUAGAAACCAUCUUCUUCAAAGUGCCUGAGCUCUAUGAGAUCCACAAAGAGUUCUACGAUGGACUUUUGCCCCGUGUCCAUCAGUGGAGUCACCACCAGAGAGUCGGGGACCUCUUCCAGAAACUGGCCAGCCAGCUAGGUGUUUAUCGAGCGUUUGUGGAUAACUAUGAGUUGGCUGUGGAAACGGCAGAGAAGUGCUGUCAGGCUAACACGCAGUUUGCUGAAAUCUCUGAGAACCUGAAGGUGAGGAGCCCCAAGGACUGUAAGGACCAGACGGCCAAGAACUCUCUAGAGGCUUUACUAUAUAAACCAGUGGACAGAGUGACACGUAGCACAUUGGUGCUUCAUGACUUGCUCAAACACACACCCACCAGCCACCCAGACUACCCGCUUCUGCAGGACGCAUUACGUAUCUCCCAGAAUUUCCUGUCCAGCAUUAAUGAGGAGACGACAUCCCGACGCCAAUCUGUGACUGUGAAGAAGGGAGAGAACCGGCAGCUGCUUAAGGACAGUUUCAUGGUGGAGUUGGUGGAGGGAGCCCGGAAGUUGCGGCAUGUCUUCCUCUUCAGUGAUCUGCUGCUCUGUGCCAAACUGAAGAAGCAGCUUGGAGGUAAAAACCAACAAUACGAUAGUAAGUGGUACAUCCCCCUGUCCGAGCUGACCUUUCAGAGCCCCGAGGAGGCUGAGCCACUUACCAUCCCCCAGGUCCCCGAUGAAGAGCUAGAUGCCAUGAAGGUCAAGAUCUCGCACCUCCGGAGUGAGAUUCAGAGAGAGAAGAGAGCCAACAAGGGCUCAAAAGUCAUCGACCGCCUCAGGAAGAAGCUGUCUGAACAGGAGUCUCUGCUCCUGCUAAUGUCCCCGAGCAUGCCCCUCAGAGUGUACAACAAGAAUGGAAAGAGUUACAGUUUUCUGAUUUCAUCUGACUAUGAACGUGCAGAGUGGAAAGAGAUAAUCAAAGAACAGCAGAAGAAAUGUUUUAAAACUUCUUCCUUGACUUCUAUGGAGCUGCAGAUGUUGACCAACUCAUGUGUCAAACUGCAAACUGUCCACCACAUUCCACUUAGUAUCAACAAAGAGGAGGAUGAAUCCCUCGGUCUCUAUGGGUUCCUGAAUGUAAUCGUGCACUCCGCCUCCGGCCUCAAACAGAGUUUGAAUCUCUACUGCACAUUGGAGGUGGAUUCCUUUGGCUUCUUCUCAAAUAAAGCCAAGACGAGAGUGUAUCGAUACACCACUGAACCCAAAUGGAAUGAGGAGUUUGAGAUUGAGCUGGAGGGCUCUCAGACCCUGAGGCUGCUUUGCUAUGAGAAGUGCUACAACAAGACCAAGCAGAACAAAGAGGAUGGAGAGAGCACAGACCGCAUCAUGGGGAAAGGACAGAUCCUGCUUGACCCUCAAGCUCUUCAAGGCAAAGACUGGCAGAGAACUGUUAUUCCAAUGAAUGGGAUCGAGGUUAAACUCUCCAUGAAGUUCACCAGCCGAGAGUUCAGCCUGAAGAGGAUGCCCUCACAGAAACCCAUGGGUGUGUUUGGAGUCAGGAUCUCCACAGUGACCAAGCGAGAGCGCUCCAAGGUCCCCUACAUUGUCCGGCAAUGCCUAGAGGAAAUUGAAAGGAGGGGUAUGGAAGAGGUGGGAAUCUACCGAGUAUCGGGAGUAGCCACUGAUAUUCAAGCCCUGAAAACAGCCUUUGACACUAAUAAUAAAGACGUGUCAGUGAUGAUGAGUGAGAUGGACGUCAAUGCAAUCGCAGGGACCUUGAAGCUAUACUUCAGAGAGCUGCCAGAACCUCUUUUCACUGAUGACCUCUACCCCAACUUUGCAGGGGGCAUCACCCUGUCUGAUAGCGUCGCCAAAGAGAGCUGCAUGUUGAACUUACUGCUGUCACUGCCAGAACCCAACCUGGUCACUUUUCUUUUCCUUUUGGAUCACCUGAAGAGGGUGGCAGAGAAGGAGAGUGUCAACAAGAUGUCCCUCCACAACCUGGCUACAGUGUUUGGGCCGACCUUGCUGAGGCCUGCUGAGAAGGACAGCAAGAUCCCUGCUAACCCCACACAACCAAUCAGCAUGGGAGACAGCUGGUCCCUGGAAGUUAUGGCACAGGUCCAGGUGUUGCUGUAUUUCCUGCAGCUGGAGACUAUCCCUACCCCAGACAGUAAACGACAAAGCAUCCUCUUCUCGACUGAAGUAUAGAGCUAACAUCAGCUCUGACACUUUGACCAUGAAGGAAUGUAAAAAGAGACAACCCUUGACCCAAAAUGAGCCUGUAACAGUACUGACCGGUCCUAUUCUGUUUGGCUCUCGCAGCUGAUAAGGACGGUCUCUGGCGAUUUCUGUCCUGCUUGAACACAAGAAGGUGAUGUUGGGUCUCUGAAGAUCAGAGAACGUGAGGUCUUCUGAUACUGUACCUUCAGGGUUGUGGGUACAUCUGCCAUCUACACUUCUCCACCUUGGCCUGUGUUGGUUUUAACAGAGAACCUUUACAGCUGUGGAUCAUAAGUAAAGAAGCUGAAGAGAUCAAAACAUCAGAGUUUCCAUGUACCUUUUUGUACAUGCAAUAUUCUCUAUCUGUGUUUAUUUUGAACAGUCAUAAAGUCAAGACUCUUGCAAAAUGUGUUUCCAUAUCAAACGUUGCUUCAUGUCCUGCUGAGGAAAAUUCUGUCUUAUAUAAUCUCAGAGCGUUGUUUCUGAGAAUACGAGAGGAAGCAUUCAUGCUGUUUGGUGGAAGUUAAAGUGACCCCCCCCCAGAGCUACCAUGUUACUGGCUUUUUCUUCCUUUGUGUCACAGAAGCCACAUGAAGCAAACACCUGUACUGUAUGUCCAAGUGUUUACAACAUAAACAAACCCUGGCUGGAGUCAGAGACAAACGCUAACUUGAUAUUUAGUAAUACACUGCAAUCUGACUGCUGUCAGUUCAUCCAAAAGCAAAUUUUCUCUAUUUGUGUUGUUUGUGUCUCAAGGUAGUCUUCAGCUUAAAUACCCAGGAAGCAAUAUAUUUUCUAACAUAGGACUUGUCUGUGUUUUUUCUGAGGAAAUGCCCUUCUUAUUGUAACAUACUGUGGUACAUCUUGCCAAAUUAAUAUGUUAACCAUUUGUUUCUAGGAAAAGAGGAAGCAGUUCUAUAUACAGAUACAGUAUGUACAUAAUCCUAAAGUUGUAAAUUUUUCUUUUUGUUUAGCAGUAUAAUCAUUGUUGCUAUUAUUGUAAUUUAUUUCUGGGCCCUGGGGGUGAUGUUGGGUUGUCUUUUUUAUGUGUACCUUUUGGGUUUUAUUAACUAAAUGGUAGGCUUAAGCCUCAACUUCAAGUCUUGCAGUAAAUCAACAGGAUCUAGCUUUGUUCUUAUAGAAACUAUUCAGCUGAUCUGUCCAGCCUAUCAAUUACUCAUUUAGAUAUCAAUAUGAAGGUAACACACACAUUGUACUUACAUACUGUAUGCUGUUGUGGAAAAGGCACAAGCUCUCGAACUGCUGGGCGCUCCUCAGCAGAGUGUCUCACAUCCAGACUUUCACCACUCUAGUGUAGAUGUUACACAGUGUCAAAAUACAGCACACACACAUGCACAGAUAUGACGCUGUCUCUAUUUCUACCAUUCAAUCAGUGGUUGCAGAAGUGCACUCAUGCAAUGUUAAAACUACUGUAUUACAAUUCAAGUGACCUGAGUGCUCAGCAUGUGGCAGCAUGUCUGUUAGUUUUAAUGAAAGGAAUCUUAUUUUAGUUGCUCUUGUUGUCUUUCUUUAUUUCUCUCAUGCACUCCAAAUGUCCUUAUAAUUUUUGUCCCUUUAACAUGAAGGUGUCCAACUCAGUUGCAAGUUAAAGAACACCUUUUUAGAUAUGCUGUUGAUACUAAAAUGGCAUAUUUCUAGGUUGAACCUUUGUUACCUUGAUUUAACAUGCAGGCAUGUUUUCUUUUGUUCUUUAUGUUCUUAUUGUUGCUGUUUGACUGAGAAAUGUGUGAUUGACCAGCUGACUUGUUUACAUCUGUAAAGGGCUUGUGUGUGGUUGUGUCCAUGUUUAAGAUAUCACAGGAAGGCAUAUGAGACAAAAUAAUACCGCACAGUAUAGAUUUUAAAACACAAGCAUCUUUAAACUUUGACACACUUUUUUUUUUUUUUUU
Monopterus albus (swamp eel) is the source of this 6919-nucleotide messenger RNA. It is a transcript of the gene bcr, whose product is annotated as BCR activator of RhoGEF and GTPase. The record is from RefSeq and is a predicted model, not a curated record. Gene Ontology annotation, molecular function: protein serine/threonine kinase activity; guanyl-nucleotide exchange factor activity; GTPase activator activity. Bases 834 to 4997 code for a protein of 1387 amino acids. Lineage: Eukaryota; Metazoa; Chordata; Actinopteri; Synbranchiformes; Synbranchidae. Gene Ontology annotation, biological process: protein phosphorylation; intracellular signal transduction; positive regulation of GTPase activity. Gene Ontology annotation, cellular component: membrane. The transcript has 23 exons.